Molecule: messenger RNA, 940 nt
Organism: Poeciliopsis prolifica (blackstripe livebearer)
Lineage: Eukaryota; Metazoa; Chordata; Actinopteri; Cyprinodontiformes; Poeciliidae
Exons: 2
Coding region: 1-699 (232 amino acids)
Molecular function (GO): nucleic acid binding
Source: RefSeq, a predicted model, not a curated record
AUGUCUUUGGUCCAUGGUCUGUAUCUGCCCGACGGACAAGAGGAGGUCAUGCGGAGAGCAAGAGGAUUUCUUUCAGAUCACGACUGCACUUGGACCUUCAACAGCCCUCAUUCUUCUCACAUGGGCGGAGUGUGGGAACGGAUGAUUGGUGUCACACGCCGCAUUUUGGACUCAAUGUUCCUUCAGAUGGGAACUUCCAAACUCACGCACGAGGUGCUCGUGACCUUCAUGGCAGAGGUCGCAGCUAUCGUCAACAACAGACCGUUGAUUCCUGUCUCCUACGAUCCUAUGGAUCCAUUCAUCCUUACACCUGCCACUUUGUUGACGCAGAAAGUGGGACCUUGUCCAGCUCCUGUGAGAGACUUGGAGGACAAGGACUUGUCCCGACAGCAAUGGCGCAGGGUGCAAAGUCUGUCUGACACCUUCUGGGACAGAUGGCGCAAGCAGUAUUUAUCUACUCUGCAACCUCGCAAGAAGUGGACAUCUGAGCACAGAAGUUUGAAACCAGGAGAUGUUGUGCUCCUAAGAGACAAUGCGGUGAAACGUAAUGUCUGGCCUAUGGGCAUCAUUACUGAGGUGUUCCCCAGUAAAGAUGGACUUGUUCGGAAAGUUCAAAUUAAAGUACCGAAGGUAGAUGGUAUUAAGCUGUUCUUAAGACCCGCAUGUGAUGUGGUUUUGCUUAUUGCUUCGCAAGUGUAAAGGUUGUGCAUUUUUGUGUUAUGUGAAACUUCGUAGUUUCAGACGGGGAGUGUGAUGUUAUGUCAGUUGACAUUCUACAAGUUAUAAGAUUUAAGCGUUCAAUGUCGCCAUCUAGUGGUGAAAUUUAUGUACAUCACUUUAAGAGUCGAGCGUUAAUGAUGUCAUUAGAAAGCCGACAGGUCAGGACAACGCAACGCAUGGGUUUUCGCAGUAACACGGCUACUGUUAUACAAUUGGUCCU